AUGUGGACGCCUAUGGGAAGAGCGGUGCCUGUAGGCGGUGCAAGAGCGGGUCUCUCUUUCGAGAAGGCUUGCGGGAGGGUACCGGCACUGCCGGAGAAUCCCUCCCCGUGUCCGCGGACACGGGCUGCCCCUCGUAUUCUGGGGGGGGGCAAAUUGCGCUCACAGGGCACUGUGCCUAUCUCCGAGGGCUUCGGCCCACAACCGACGACAACUGGCAUUCACAAUGGAUCUGAUUCAGCUUCACGAAUGGACAAAGAGGGGAGUAGCGACUACAGCGACGUGGAAUUGGUAGAGCCCGCAAGGCAUUCGUCAGCUGUCUCGCUGAAGUUCCGGAAGGGUCGCAAGCGGAGUCGCGACAAAAUCGAUGGUAGCGACGAUAUUAGGCAGCAGACAGCGAAGAGAGGAAGGUCUCGAGCGAUAAGCUCUAAGAUCAGCAAGCGAGGGCAGACCUCGGCCUCUGCUCUAUUACGUAGAGCGGAGGAUGAGGUCGCUGACUUAACGGCAUCAACCGAAGCCACGCGGUCAGCACUAUUGGCCGAUAGAGUGACAGUUGAAGAUGGCGCAACAACGGCCAUCCUCAGCAAGCAGGUGCUGAACUUCGUGGCAAGUAUCGAGAAGGUCUCCGCCAGGUCUAAAAACCUGAAAGGAGAGUUCAAGCGGGCCCUUAACGUGGCGGCUGUCGCCAUCAAAGAGGCAACAGAGGCUCUCGCUAAGCGCAGCAUCUCAGCCGAAACGCGAAAGCUGCAGGCGGACAAUGACCGUCUGCAGACUGAGCUUAAUGAGCUGCGAAAAGAAGUGACGGAGCUGAGGGCCAGCAUCAUCAGCACCAGCAAAAAUCAAGGGAUGGCCCCCGUACGAGCGCAUGCAACACUUGCACCCGGCGUGCAGAGACCCGACUUGGAUGAGAUGGAGAGCCUCUUCAUGCGAUGUGCAGGAGCCAUGAUAGACGCGCGAUUUGAGGGCAUCGAGGACAGACUGCUUCCACCGGUGCGGGUCCGCCCUCCACUAGCCGCUGACAGACGCCAGCAGGUGCAGACACCUCAAGUACCGGAGGCUGCAGCCGCCUCGUAUAGUGCGGCUACUCAGAAGGGACUAAAUGCCCCUUCCUCUCAAAUGGUGCGAGCGAAAGCGGGCAAAAAGAAGAAGAAGCGCAAAAAGGCAACACCAGCCUUAAGCACUCCGGGUGAGGCACCACGACCGGAAGUGGCGCCGAAAGACGGCUGGACUGUGGUCGGGGGGAAACGUGCCCAAAAGGCGAAGGGCAAUGCCCCAGCUCGGCAAGGGCAACCGGCGAAGGGACCCAUCCAGCCAUCCAAACCGAAGCUCCGUCCUCCGAGGUCUGCAGCGGUGGUCCUCACACUGCAGCCGGAAGCGGAUAAGGAGCUGACAUACGGCGCGGCUAUUGCCAGGGCCAAGGCAAGCAUUGACCUUUCCGUCCUUGGCAUACAGGCCGUUCGUUUUCGAAGGGCAGCUACCGGAGCCACAAUGGUAGAGGUGCCGGGAGCCGACAGUGGAGGUAAGGCCGACUCUCUCGCAGCAAAGCUCAAGGAGCUCUUCAAGGAGGAAGACAUCAGGGUGUCCAGACCCGUCAAGUGCACCGAGUUGCGCCUGACAGGUUUGGACGAUUCCAUAACGGCCGAUGAAAUUGCCACGGCAAUAUCCAGAACCGGAGGAUGCCCUGUGAAUCAAAUCAGGAUUGGACCCAUCCGGUGGGACCGAUCUGGUCUCGGCGCCGUGGUCGUGCGUUGCCCGGUAACCGCUGCCAAUAAAGUGGUAAGCGGACUAAAGGUUGGGUGGGCAAUGGUUCGUGUGAAGCUGUUGCCCCAGCGAGAAAUGCGGUGCUACCGCUGCCUAGAGCUAGGGCAUGUCCGGGAACGGUGUACCGCCAUAAAUGACCGUAGCACGCUGUGCUAUCGCUGUGGCCAAUCGGGGCACAAGGCGGCAGCCUGCUCUGCCGAGCCACACUGCGCUCUAUGUGCGGACGCAGGCAGGCAGGCUAAACAUAGACUGGGUAGCAGACAGUGCAAUCCCCCAGUGUCGAAACGAGACAGAGGACCACCUGCCGCUGGAACCAGAGCCCAGCCGCGGUAUGUCCGCCCACACUUAUCGGCUGAGGUGGUGGAAAUGGCCACUGAUUAA
Molecule: messenger RNA, 2139 nt
Organism: Hyposmocoma kahamanoa
Lineage: Eukaryota; Metazoa; Arthropoda; Insecta; Lepidoptera; Cosmopterigidae
Exons: 2
Coding region: 1-2139 (712 amino acids)
Molecular function (GO): nucleic acid binding; zinc ion binding
Source: RefSeq, a predicted model, not a curated record